CAUUACCUGUACAACAUGGACGUCGCCGGAACGGAACAGUUACCAGGAUCGGAGUCGGAAUGUCCUCUCCCCCGACUCCCCCUCCGCCUCAAACCUAAAUCUCGCGUUCAGGCCACACUGAAGAAAUUCUACCAGGACCUCGCAUCCUAUCUUUUGCUUGUUGAUAAAACAGCAGCCACACACAAACAUUCUGAAAUGAGUUUGAAACUCGCCAUGCCAAUGUGUGAUAUUCUGUGUUUAGCUUACACCAAACUAAAGAGCAAAAAGAAAAUACGAAACAUAGCAAAGAAAGUAACAAGAAAGUACGAAGAUGUUACUAUGAAGGAAACCAACACCUGUUCAAUAUACCAGCCUGUCACUAUAAUUAAGAAUUUAAAUAAGUUUCUUAAACAUGCUCUCCAGUAUUUUGAGGGAAAGGCAGAUACCCAACGGACACGUCGAGCAUCAAAAAGAUGCAAGGGUAGUAGGAGGAAAUCGAAACAGUCCAAAACUUGUAGGAAGAAAUCGAAACCGCUCAAAAAUAGGAACAGAUCUGGACGGAGAGGGAAACAGAACAGGAAACAGGGGAAAGCUGUCGUCUCCCAUCAAACAAGGAGAACAUAACUCCAUAUACACAAUCUGUAGGAUAAUUAUUUAUUUAUUUAUUAUAUCAAAGAAAUGUGCCAAAAUUAUUUAUUAAAAUUAUUGAAUUAAUCUUUUCUUCACCAAAACGACAAGCUCCAGUUAUAUUUGUAUAUUUACUUUAUUUUCAUACUACACAUAAAACUGAUUUACAUCAUAUGGAUUUAGUUGGGCUUGUUGCAAUGCGUUGUUGUGUGUUGUUUUACUUUAUACAUUGUAUAUGUUAAUUUAUUGUGACAAGAACACUGAUUACAACUGUAUGUAUUGAUGUCUAUAUUUCGGCGUUUACAUUACGAUCUGUAAUGCUCCUAUUCCGGAGAAUGUGAACUGGGUAUUGCAUGUAAGAGAAAACAAACAUUGACGCCAAAAUGUUCCGUCUAUGAGUAUAAGCGAGUAUCAGACACGUAUUUUAUUUGAACACAUAUACAUUUAGAUCUCAUUCAUUGUCAGUACACGGUAUUGUAUGGGUAUGGAACUUUGUCAGUACACGGUAUUGUAUGGGUAUGGAACUUUGUCAGUUCACGGUAUUGUAUGGGUAUGGAACUUUGUCAGUACACGGUAUUGUAUGGGUAUGGAACUUUGUCAGUACACGGUAU
This is a messenger RNA of Mizuhopecten yessoensis (Yesso scallop), 1217 nucleotides long. RefSeq lists its product as uncharacterized. The record is from RefSeq and is a predicted model, not a curated record. Bases 16 to 603 code for a protein of 195 amino acids. The transcript has 3 exons. Lineage: Eukaryota; Metazoa; Mollusca; Bivalvia; Pectinida; Pectinidae.